GCGGGAUGGCGCCUGCAGCUGCAAGGUGGUGCUAUGAAUUCAAUGGCGACUGCUUCGGCUCGGCGCAUUUCCCCUCUCUUUUCCUCUUGUGGGGUGACCUCCCUUCACCCGCCGCCGCAGCUGGAAGCCUCCACCACAGUCAUCUCCGUAUCUACUCGGAGCAUUUCAUACCGCCAGCCGCUUCGCUCUCCGGCGGCUCGAAGAAGGGAUUUCCUUGGAGGAAUUGCUCUGGUCUCCGUAUUGUUGAUAGAUUCCCCGGAUUCGAAGGCGAGGGAGGUCGAGGUCGGCUCUUAUCUUCCUCCGUUCUCGUCGGACCCAGCUUUUGUACUCUUUAGAGCCACUCCUACUGAUACUCCUGCACUCCGCGCCG
Molecule: messenger RNA, 370 nt
Organism: Phalaenopsis equestris
Lineage: Eukaryota; Viridiplantae; Streptophyta; Magnoliopsida; Asparagales; Orchidaceae
Product: psbP domain-containing protein 6, chloroplastic-like
Biological process (GO): photosynthesis
Cellular component (GO): photosystem II oxygen evolving complex; photosystem II; extrinsic component of membrane
Molecular function (GO): calcium ion binding
Source: RefSeq, a predicted model, not a curated record